Erpetoichthys calabaricus (reedfish) is the source of this 615-nucleotide messenger RNA. Its product is annotated as PWWP domain-containing DNA repair factor 3A-like. The transcript has 3 exons. Bases 116 to 400 code for a protein of 94 amino acids. NCBI's taxonomy places the organism in Eukaryota, Metazoa, Chordata, Cladistia, Polypteriformes, Polypteridae. The record is from RefSeq and is a predicted model, not a curated record.
AUGAUGACUUUAUAGUGCCAAACACUUGUAUUUUCUUGUCUAACAGGCUGUUGUAUCUCAUAAGGUAUCGUCCAAAUGGUUAAAAAAUUAUGAAAAUCCUAAAGGUCACCGGGUAAUGACUUAUAUAGAAGAUGAGGAGCUGAUAGAUUGCCUUUACAACUUCUUGGAUGAAGUGCUGUCAAGAGCUGUAGGCACUUUUGACAGGAUUGACAGAGUCCGCAUCAUUCUGGAUGUGCUGAUGCCAGAGGCUCUUAUUAAAGCUAUACAAACAGAUGAGAGGAUUUCUCUGCCAGAGGCAGAAAAUCUGUUCAUGGAUGGACCAGUAUACAGUAAGUGUGAGAGGGAAGAGUUUGACAUACUUGUUUUGCAACAGUUGGAAGCACAAGGAAAGCACCACUGAGGCAUUUAAACUCGGGAUUACAUCUCAACCCUACUCAAAUAAAUGUGUCUCUUUCUUUACUUCUCUUUUGCCUUUCUUAUUUCGGUGUGUUAAAAUGACUGUGCAUAAUAGAGUUGUAUAUAUUUAAUGUAACUAUUGAUGUAAAUAAUAAAGGACACUUUCUGUUAUUGUUAAAGAUUGUUGAUUAAGUUCUGUAUAUUUGAAAUUGCUUGUCU